Molecule: messenger RNA, 2240 nt
Organism: Durusdinium trenchii
Lineage: Eukaryota; Dinophyceae; Suessiales; Symbiodiniaceae
Source: the annotation of a GenBank genome assembly
UUCGUCGCUUCGUUUUGGUUUCGACAUCCAACGCUUAGCGACUUGGCGGCUUGGCAACAUUUGGCGACAUCGGAAGGUUCACCGCAAUGGGCUCCUCUUCCGCCUCGAUGUCACGUCGGCAAGAGGCUGAGCCCACUCCGCCGCAAAAGCUGCAGCCAGAAGCAGACGCAUCGCACGGCGCUGACGGACAAGACGGCCAGACUCUCACAGCUGAGAUCCUGCAACUGGCCAAGGAAAGAACUCUGCACAGCCUGCACAGCUCUCCGAAAGCAUCUGAUGGCCCCGACUUCCUUGGAGAGCUGGAUUGCAUGCAGUGUGAAAGCUUGUUGUUUGAACCCACAACAUUGGAAGAUGGCCUCACAGUAUGUCGCCCCUGCGUGAAAAAGCGGCGACUGGCACAAGCUCUACCUGAGCCUGAAAACAAGGAGAAGCUUGGCUUUGGAAGCGCGGCCAACGUGAUCUUGAGUGACUUGUUGGGCCGCUGCCCCCCUGCGUUGGCCGAGGCUGCUCAGGCACGACAGCAAGGCAAUCGGCUCUUCGGCGAAGGUAAGUAUGCUGAGGCGUCCGAGGCCUAUUCCGAAGCUAUGGCCAGUUCCCCGGAUAUCGUUGUGCUUUGCAAUCGCUCACUUGCACGAUUGAAGCUGGAAGACAGUACAGGUGCGGUGGCAGAUGCACAGAUGGCUUUGGCAGGAGCGCUACGCCGCUCUGGAAGUGCCAUGUUGGCCAAGGCUUGGCUACGUUUGGGGCAAGCCUUGAAGCAGGAAGGACAGAUGGCUCUAGCCACCUUUGCACUUGCUCGAGCAGGUGCCGAGGAUGGGCUCCAAGAGCUUUGUUCUUCGAUGUGCAGGACUGAGCUGGAGAAGGUAAAGAAAUGGCUGGAAGAUGGCAGAUGUCCUCCCAUUGAGGAGGGGCUCCCGGAGUUCAUGGAGACUGGAGCAUCAAAGUUUAACUUUCACAAUGACCAGGAAUGGCUGAGGAAUCACUUGGAAUGUCCACUGUGUUUGGGUUUGCUUUGGGAGCCAUCCUCCAUUCCAUGUGGCCACACCUUGUGCCGUCCCUGCCUGGCUCGCACUUUGGAUCACGCCUUCGACACGGCACCCAGCUGCCCCAUGUGUCGGGCAGAUCUAUCAGGAUAUUUGGCUUGGCUUAAUGCUGGCACCUGGAAGGCGAAUGGAGCAUUAGUCCAUGGUGGAACACAGAUACCAGUGAACCGGAAGAUCUCUGCAAUCAUUCAACGGCACUUCCCGGAAGAGAACAGCGAGCGUACUGCCCAGAUUGCUCAGGCUGAGGCUGAGGCGGCCGGAAGCCCUGAUGCACCUGUGGUUCCAAUCUUCAUUUGCUCAAUGGCUAUGCCAGCAGUUGCAUGCCCCUUGCACAUUUUCGAGCCACGCUACAGGCUGAUGAUGCGUCGUUGCAUCGACUCUGGGCAGCGGCAGUUCGGCAUGUGCCUUUUCCCAGGUGCUCAGUAUGGUACGAUGCUUCAUAUCCAGAGCUUUAAACAGUUGCCAGAUGGUCGCUCGCAGAUCAAAACCAUAGGCACUCGCCGGUUCCAGGUGUUGGAGUGGGGCGAGAAAGAUGGCUAUGCAACAGGUCGUGUGCAAUGGCUCCAGGAUGCUGAAGCGACGAGCGAUGAGGUCUCAGCAAAGGCAAAGCGCCUCCGAAAGGCUGUGGAAGGCCUCUUGAAGAAGGUCGCUGCGCAGGAUCAAGCCAGAUUGGAAGCACAGUUGGGGCCCAUGCCUGACAUCGAUGGUUCUGAUGGGCCUAGCUGCCCAGCCUUCGUUUUCUGGUGCAUGGGUCUGGCAGAUCUGCCUCCACGCAUUUGUUACGAGCUUUGCUUCGGUGAGACCUUCCGAGAAGAUCCUGAGAAGCGGUUAACAACCAUCCUCGAGAUCUACGAAAAAAAGAUGCAAGCCAGAAGUGAAGAGCACGAGGAAAAGACCGACCCUGAGUAGUGUUCAGGCGCGUGGGCAUUCUUGUGCGGCUUGAAUUAAAAGGCUGCAUUAAUCACACUUGCAGAUGCGCUGCAAGAUUUCAGGGGAAACACUCUCUUUUGUCGUGCUCUCUGUAGGAAGGCCAGAUACACUCUUCCAGAUAUAAGUGUCCCGGGGUGCAUUUGGGACUGGUCCCUAACAUGUUCAGCUCUGGUGCGGUAUUUCCUGGGGAAUAACCGGACAACAGGUUUCAUAAUGAUUUUGACAAUGACCAAACAUGCAUUGAACAACUCUACAUGCCGAUUUUCC